Messenger RNA from Corylus avellana, 1000 nucleotides. The record is from RefSeq and is a predicted model, not a curated record. NCBI's taxonomy places the organism in Eukaryota, Viridiplantae, Streptophyta, Magnoliopsida, Fagales, Betulaceae.
GAGAGAGUUUUUUCAGGCUAUGGAAAAGCACAGAAUCUGCAAGAUCUGCAACAGGCGAUUUGCCAACGGCAAAGCCAUGGGGGGCCACAUGAGAUCUCAUCUGGCCAAGCAUCCGAUCCCUCCCAAGCCGCCACAACAGCACGACAACUCUCCACCCGCAGCCGCCGAGUCAACUCAGCCAUCUCCGUCCUCGUCCUCGUCCCUCGUCCUCCACUCCAUAAAGAACCCCAUGCAGUCCUACCGAUCCCUCAACGGCGAGCUGGCAAACUCCGACAGGGAAAGCGAGAACGAGUCUCACCCUCAAAACCCGACUCGCAGGAGAUCCAAACGGCAACGCAAAACCGCCGUGCCCGUACCCGAACCAGAACCCGAACCGGUGAGUUCUGUCUCCGACGCUUUUCCGGAAGAAGACGUGGCCAUGUGUCUUCUAAUGCUUUCUCGGGAUAAAUGGUCAAAAGGGAAAGAAAAAGUUCGACUCGAAGAUGAUGAAGAAGACGAGGAUCACGAUUAUCCACUCUGCCAGAUUCGCACGCAAACGCAGCCGCAGGCGAAGUUCAGGUGCGAGACGUGUAGGAAAGUGUUUCGAUCUUAUCAGGCUCUUGGCGGCCAUAGAGCGAGCCACAAGAAAACCAAGCUCAAUGAAGAACAUGUCGAAGAUCUGUUUCAAAAAAAAAAACAUGUCGAAGAUCAAGGCAAUAAGGUUGUCGUUGAAGACAGAGUAUUUGAAUGCCCAUUUUGUUUAAGAGUGUUCGAGUCGGGUCAAGCGCUGGGUGGGCACAAGAAAGUCCAUUUCUCCAACUUCGGUGACAUCGCUAGAAGCUCUGCAAGAUCACUCGGAGGAGACAAUUUGAUAGAUCUUAAUUUACCGGCUCCCGAAGAAGAAGACGAAGUUAGCCAGCAGGUUGCGUUGUCAACUGUGUCCAAUGCAGCAUAGGUAAACAAAAAAAUCCAUGCUUGUUUUUUGUUUUUUUUUUUUUCUUCUUUGUACAUAUUCAUAUGA